Amphibalanus amphitrite is the source of this 2115-nucleotide messenger RNA. RefSeq names its product lipid droplet-regulating VLDL assembly factor AUP1-like. Gene Ontology annotation, molecular function: ubiquitin binding. Gene Ontology annotation, cellular component: membrane. Bases 171 to 1382 code for a protein of 403 amino acids. The record is from RefSeq and is a predicted model, not a curated record. The transcript has 9 exons. Lineage: Eukaryota; Metazoa; Arthropoda; Thecostraca; Balanomorpha; Balanidae.
UGCGUUUUGUGUCUGUCUGCCGCCUUUUCGUGCUGUGUUUCGUCGGCUGGUUACUGAGCAUUUCUGCACUUUUUGGAAGACGACAACCAACAUCAUUCAGCCAACAAGAUACACUGUUUCUGCUAUGUAGUAAUAUUUUGUAGCUGUUAUCCAUAUUGAAAGUAAUCAAAAUGGCUAAUUCGGAACUGAAGUCAUUAUUUCAUUUAAAGAGGCUGCCAUCUGGUCUGCCGCUGCUGCUCUGCCUGCUGUACACACCGCUGGGACUAUGUCUGCUGGUGGUGCGGUUCUUCAUCAGUGCCCAGGCCCUGCUGGCCUUCACUGUGCUCCAUUCAGACAGCCCACUGCGCAGCUUUGUGGUACGAGUCAUGUCUGCGGUGCUGGGAGUGGUGGUUCGCACCGAUCCUGACCACCGGCCGGACGGACGGCCGCGCCUGCUGCUGGCCAACAGUGUCUCCUGUCUGGACCCGCUGGCGCUCCAGCUGGCCACCUCAUGCGACUCGGGCUGUGCGGCCGGCACCUGGUCAGUGGUGCAGUACGCCCUCCGUCAGCGGGUGCUCGCUAGUCCGGAGGCUGUACAGCAGUUCCUGGCCGCAGAGGGCCGCUCGCUGCUGCUCCAGCCGGAGGGCGCCAACACCAGCGGACGCGCCGGACUGCUCAAGUUCUCGCCACAGAACGUGCCGACCACGCUGGAGGUGCAGCCGGUGGCGAUCCGCGCCCAGCGGCUGCCGCUGGCCGACGUCAGCGUCAGCACCCUGACGUCAUCGGCGCUCUCCGACCUGCUCUACUUCCUGUUCGUGCCGGGCACCCUGUUCACCGUCAGUUUUCUGAAGCCAAUUAAGAUGGAAGAGGGAGAAGCGAUUGCAGAAUUUUUGGAACGCGUCCGACUGGCAAUAGCACUUCAUUUGAAAAUAACGCCUACCAAGUUUUCUGCAGGCGAUAAAGCAGAGCUGGUGAAGCGCGAGACGUUUGUGGCGGCGCCGCGGCCUCCCCGGCCGGCCGGUGUCGGCGCUGAGCUGCAGAGGAUGGCCGGCCAGGUGAAGGAGGUGCUGCCCCGCGUGCCCCUGGCCACCAUCAUGACUGACCUCAAGCGGACCCGCAGCGUGGACCAGACGAUCGCCAACCUCCUGGAGGGUGUGGUGCGGUACGUUCCGGAGCCGGCCGCCGCCGCCGCCGCCGGCCCGGCCGCCGGCGCCGCGGCGGGGCCGGCCGGCGCGCCGCUGCGGCCCGGCGCCACCGACCUGCACACGGGCGCCGAUACGUUCUCCCGUACCUCGGCCGGCCGACAGCUGUCGUUUGAGGAGCGCAAACGGCGCCUGCUCGAGAACGCCCGGCGGCGCUACAUCGAGCGACACGGUCUCAAGGUGCCGGGCUACAACUGCUGACGGCGGCCCGGCUGCUGAGACUGCUGAUCGCUGCUGAGCCUGCUGAUAACUGUAGACGGUGAUGUACCCUUACCCGACGGGUCACCGGGGCGGGCCACCGCGCCGCUAACUCAGACCCGCCCCCUGUCUGGCCGACCUUCCGUCGAGACAGACGGCUGCAGCCGUGUCGGCUGCUGAGAUCUGUACAUUACAUGUACCGCCAACCGGGGAGCUGGGGCUCUGUCCCGGGAAUCUGAGCAAUUAUGACGGAGCUGGCGUAGCUGGCUUCCCAUACUGACAUGAAUACUGCUGCUACGUCGUGAGCUUGUUUGUUAGAGCGUCAGUCUCUUGUGUAAGAUCCACUCCGGACUGCCCGAAUGAGAUAGCGAGCAGCUCGCUAGUACCGUACCGAAUAUGUAUUUUCUGGCAGUGAUACCUGGACGUGAGAUCGUGGUUGUGUGUCCCACGGUUGUCAGGCGCCGGGCUGUCGGGUCGUUGUUGAGUUGACAGGUGUGUGGUUGGUACUUUGUCUGGGUGGGAUGGUUCAGUGGGGUGCGGUGGCGGGCCGGUUUCUGGUCCACGCCAGACCGCUUGGUCCGCACUGGAUCGGCUCUCACAGGUCCCGUCUUGCCGCCGGUUGCGUUCGCUGCUGGUGGUGUCUGAACCCCCGCUGUCCAGCCCGUCUCCAGAGUCGACCGCCAACGCUGGCACGGAUUUUUGGUACGGAAUGUCAAACAAUUAUGACUUAAUAUAA